This is a messenger RNA of Raphanus sativus (radish), 1495 nucleotides long. Its product is annotated as 60S ribosomal protein L4-1. The coding region runs from base 77 to 1297 and encodes 406 amino acids. The transcript is spliced from 2 exons. The record is from RefSeq and is a predicted model, not a curated record. Gene Ontology annotation, biological process: translation. Gene Ontology annotation, cellular component: cytosolic large ribosomal subunit; ribosome. Lineage: Eukaryota; Viridiplantae; Streptophyta; Magnoliopsida; Brassicales; Brassicaceae. Gene Ontology annotation, molecular function: RNA binding; structural constituent of ribosome.
AGCUGCGAAAACCCUAGAGUCUCCAAACAGUCUCGAGACAGUGAGUGAAGACAGAAAAAACCUCAAAAGAGUAGAAAUGGCCGCCGCCGCCGCACGUCCUCUCGUCACCGUCCAAAACCUAGACGGCGACAUGACCACCGACCAAUCCUCCACCAUCCCCCUCCCCGACGUCAUGACCGCCCCCGUCCGUCCCGACAUCGUCAGCCACGUCCACGCUCAGAUCUCCAACAACAGCCGCCAGCCCUACGCCGUCUCCAAGAAGGCCGGUCACCAGACCUCCGCCGAGUCCUGGGGAACCGGACGCGCCGUCUCCCGUAUCCCCCGUGUCCCCGGAGGAGGUACUCACCGCGCCGGACAGGCCGCCUUCGGUAACAUGUGUCGCGGCGGUCGCAUGUUCGCUCCGACCAAGAUCUGGAGGAAAUGGCACAGACGCGUCAACGUCAACUCCAAGAGGCACGCUAUUGUCUCAGCCAUCGCCGCCACCGCCGUUCCCGCGCUCGUUAUGGCGCGUGGUCACAAGAUCGAGAACGUCCCCGAGAUGCCUCUUGUUGUCAGUGACUCUGCCGAGGGCGUGGAGAAGACGUCGGCUGCUAUCAAGGUUUUGAAGCAGAUUGGGGCUUAUGACGAUGCCGAGAAGGCCAAGGAUAGUAUUGGGAUUAGGUCUGGUGUCGGGAAGAUGAGGAACAGGCGUUACAUUUGUAGGAAAGGUCCUCUUGUUGUUUACGGUACCGAAGGGUCUAAGAUUGUGAAGGCGUUUAGGAACCUUCCCGGGGUGGAGCUUUGCCACGUGGAGAGGCUUAACUUGCUGAAGCUUGCACCCGGUGGUCACCUAGGGAGGUUUGUGGUUUGGACCAAGUCUGCUUUCGAGAAGCUUGAGGGGAUCUACGGGUCGUUUGAGAAGCCCUCGGAGAAGAAGAAGGGGUACGUGCUUCCUAGGGCGAAGAUGGUGAACGCUGAUUUGGCGAGGAUUAUUAACUCUGACGAGGUGCAGAGUGUGGUGAAGCCGAUUAAGAAGGAUGCCAAGAGGGCUGUGAUGAAGAAGAAUCCUUUGAAGAAUUUGAAUGUGAUGCUGAAGUUGAAUCCGUAUGCUAAGACCGCGAAGAGGAUGUCUUUGUUGGCGGAAGAGCAGAGGGUUAAGGCUAAGAAGGAGAAGCUCACCAAGAAGAGGAAGACUGUCACCAAGGAGGAGGCAUUGGCAAUCAAGGCAGCAGGGAAGUCGUGGUACCAGACUAUGAUCUCCGACAGUGACUACACCGAGUUUGACAACUUCACCAAAUGGCUCGGUGCUAGCCAGUAAUAAUAAUAUUAUCUGUUUGAAACACUGUUUUAUGUUUAGGGAAUGUUGUUGGUUUUAUACCUGUUUUGUCUGGAGUUGUCGGAUUACUAAGCUCAGCUGUGAACAAUUUUUCAUUUCUCUUUUACUCUUAUUGUGGUGUUGCCUUGUUUCUAUCAAACGAAUGCUUGAAUUUAAGACAAUUCUCAAGUUUUGUUUAAA